AUGAGCCCUCGCCGCCGUGACCGCCCGCGGCGGAAGCCGGUGAACCCGAUGGAGGCGAGGUGGGCGAAGGCCAUCUCGUCGCCGUCCCUCUCCAACAAGCGCCCACCGCUGGUGCUCCCGGAGGCGGCGCAGUUCUUCUUCCGGCACCUCCCGCGCCGCACUCGCGGUGGCCCUGGCGUCGCCCCCGACGAAGCGUGGGAGAGGAAGACGGCCGUGAGGAACACCAUCCACGACGCCUACCUAGGGGCCCUAGCGUGCCUCCCUUUCAACGGCCCCGACGGCGCGCCGACGAUGCCGUCCCUCCUGCCCGCGCUCCUCGCGGGCGGCCACUGCUUCGGGCCGCUCCCCGACGGCGCCUCCAACGUCAUCGUCAACACGGUGUGGCUCCACGCCGCCUCUCUCCCCGGUCGCUUCGCCGCUGCCGAUACCGUUGUGGACGUCGUCAACCUCGAUCUUAUCAAGCUGGGCUCCUUCCUCGGCGUCACUUGCCUGCUACUGGACGACGCUGCUGCCGGCCGUGACCGUGACUACCACGCUGCCGCUGUCGCCGCCAGGCACCCCAACUGCGAGGCCUUCGCUGCGUUCGCUCAGUCCGGAGUCGCCACAAGCCCUGCCGUCACGGAGCUGCUCGCCGGAAGCAGCGGCCUUCUCUCCACUGAAGAUAUCGAGCGACUGUCUGCCCUGCUCGUUCCACAUUCGGCCCCGCCACUCGACGAUUGCGGAUUGGCAGAGUCUGAGCUCAAUUUGGAGAGGGAGGAGCGCAUCAGAAGAUGGCAGGCAUGGAGACGCAAGGUCGCCAACAUGGCGAUUGAUCACUGGAACAGCACCAUUGGGGGACCUGAACUGCAGCUCAAGGUUGUUUGUGGCUGCAGCAUUGGCGACCGUGAUUACCAACAUAUCAACUUCAUCGCCACUCGAAGAGAUAAUCCAGCAGCCAUACAACUAUUCUUUGCAGAACAUGCAAAGCAAACGGGUAUCGUGCUAUGCUGCCCUGUGCAAGACUCUGUCUCUCGGAGUGGUCACUGCAGUCUUUGUGAAGGUUUUCACCAAAGAAUCAUCCACCCACCUUUUGGAUCAUACAAUUUCCGCAGUCCGCUUGAUGCUACGUUGCAUAUCAUCGACUUCGAUAUUGCAAACUCGUUGGAUAUCAAAUAUGCUCGGCACCUUUGGAGUUCGAGAUACAUGGUCAGUUCUCGUUAUCCUGUUGGUACUUACUGCAGCCCCGAAGAAUGGGUCAGUGAGUAUGAUAUCAUAUUAAUUGGAUAG
Lolium rigidum is the source of this 1266-nucleotide messenger RNA. RefSeq lists its product as uncharacterized. The coding region runs from base 1 to 1266 and encodes 421 amino acids. The transcript has 3 exons. The record is from RefSeq and is a predicted model, not a curated record. Lineage: Eukaryota; Viridiplantae; Streptophyta; Magnoliopsida; Poales; Poaceae.